CACGGGCCACUUGUGACGGCCGCUAUCCCUCUUCUCUUCUUCUCUCUAGGCUUUUUUAUAUUGCUUUUUUCUUGCUCAAAUGGAGAAUGCAGGCAAAUUGGCGCGGCAGGCGUCUGAAUUCGAAGAGCAGUGCCAGUGGAGCGAUGCAGCUCGGCUGCACCGGCAAGCAGCGCAGGCGUACCGUGCAGUCAGCGGCUAUGACUUUGAUCCUGUAGCUACACUGACGCUUUCGUCGCUUGUCAACAAGCACAUGCGAUGGGCCGAGUACUGCGAGCGUGAGAACGAGCAUCCGAGCAUUGAUACAGCCGACAGCGACCGGCAAAGCCUAGCAACCAACACACCAGCAUCGCCGGCAGGCACCGGCAGCCCGCCUGCUACAGAAUUGUCCCCCGGCGAGGAGGCGCGGCAGAGGCACGAUGCUGAGGAGCAGGACUUUGAGGACUUUUGGCAGUACAUGCAGAACUGGCUGGCCAACCCGACAGCAUUCACUAGGCCGGUCAAGCCGCCUGGGAGUCGUGGAGCGGGUAGUGGCAAUUACCAGGCUGCCGCGAGCCGCAGUGUGAUGGAGUCGUUUUAUCUUGUAGGCGCAAACCCCGACCAGACAGCAAGCGUGUAUGCAUCAGUCGCUGGCAGCCCAAAGGGGAUAUCUCCAUUGCCAGCUCUUGCCGAGGAUGACGAGGAGGCUGAGUCCCAGCCUGCCGCACACAGCGAGUCGCAAGCUGACUCUGCCCAUGUGCUUGAGGUCAACAAGGCGCUGCUUGCUGAGAACCAGAAGCUGCGCGACAUUGUAGGUGCGCUGCAAGACCGGAUAGCCCUGCUCGAGUCUGCCGCUCAGGAGAACAACAUGCUCAAGAGCAGUAUUUUGAACUUCCGCGAGGAAUUCCACAAGCACGCCAACGCAGUGUCGCUGCCUCGGAUCCACGAGCACAGCCCUAUCGCGCGCCGGAUGAUGGCUACGCACCAGAGCCCGCCAGCAGCGGAGGUGCAAAUCCGCCAGCUUGAGGCGCAACUGCAAUCCAUGCAGCUAGAAAACAGCAAACAGAAGGCGCAGAUGGAAAAGUACAGAGAGCGAUGGGAUAGAUUGAAGGAGUCGGCGAAACGAAAACGCCAGCAGCAGCUUGAACAGCAGCAGCAGCGGCGGCAAAAUUCAUAGACACAUGUAAAUGUGUUUGUAGGAUGUUGCCAAGAAACAAUUUACUGAAAGGAGGAGGCAUCUGCUGCAUGGGGUGCAAGGUUGGCUUUGUCGUAGCCACUGGCUACAUUUGGUCCCGGCCAUCCGCCUACGUUUAAAUAUGUCGGCUCAGUUACUUUUCACCAGUAACCGGUGCUAAUAAAA
Messenger RNA from Linderina pennispora, 1336 nucleotides. RefSeq lists its product as uncharacterized. Lineage: Eukaryota; Fungi; Kickxellomycota; Kickxellomycetes; Kickxellales; Kickxellaceae. The coding region runs from base 80 to 1153 and encodes 357 amino acids. The transcript is spliced from 2 exons. The record is from RefSeq and is a predicted model, not a curated record.